AAAACGUCAAGCAUUCCCUCAUCAGACUUCUUUCCCUCCACCACAUCGACACACCUUCCACCCAAGUCAUUACACCCCCCCUCUUCACUCUCCUUCCCCCGAGCAAAAGCAAGAAAGCGAGAAAGACGUUAGGAAAAGGCAAACACAAUGGCCGAAACGAUCCUCCCCCUCGAACUGAUCGAUAAGUGUAUCGGCUCCCCUAUCUGGGUGCUCAUGAAGAAUGAACGAGAGUUCUCGGGGACGUUGAUGGGGUUUGAUGAUUUUGUUAGUACGUUACCCAAGUCUUCCGCCUCUAUCUUUCUCCGUCUGGCUUUCUCGAAUUCGAAAGCAAGUUUGAAGGCUGGAUGCUGAUGGGGUUCAUAGAUAUGGUGCUCAAAGAUGUCAAGGAAUAUGAGGUGACGAAAGAGGGCAUCAAAGAGACGGAUCUGGGAGAUACGCUGUUGAAUGGAAACAACAUUGCUAUGCUCAUACCAGGCGGGAAGGGGCCUCAAUAAGACGCCUUUCGUUGUCGUUGGGGAUUAGACACUGUGAAGAAGGUAGGGAGGAUUCGGACGGAGCGGAGGGCAUGGGCAUGAGAGUGGGAGAGAGUGGGACAGAUGGAGGAAGGGGUGCUGGAAUGUAUUAACUAUCAAUAUGACAGGACAGAUGGAGGAAUGUUUGCAGGCCUGUGGUGUAUACUGUCGAGAGGUG
Cryptococcus amylolentus CBS 6039 is the source of this 690-nucleotide messenger RNA. RefSeq lists its product as hypothetical. Gene Ontology annotation, molecular function: RNA binding. The transcript is spliced from 3 exons. Gene Ontology annotation, cellular component: U4/U6 x U5 tri-snRNP complex; U6 snRNP; Lsm1-7-Pat1 complex. Gene Ontology annotation, biological process: mRNA splicing, via spliceosome. Lineage: Eukaryota; Fungi; Basidiomycota; Tremellomycetes; Tremellales; Cryptococcaceae. The record is from RefSeq and is a predicted model, not a curated record. Bases 148 to 351 code for a protein of 67 amino acids.